Maudiozyma barnettii is the source of this 1083-nucleotide messenger RNA. It is a transcript of the gene ELO3, whose product is annotated as fatty acid elongase ELO3. The transcript has a single exon. Bases 1 to 1083 code for a protein of 360 amino acids. Gene Ontology annotation, molecular function: fatty acid elongase activity. Lineage: Eukaryota; Fungi; Ascomycota; Saccharomycetes; Saccharomycetales; Saccharomycetaceae. Gene Ontology annotation, biological process: fatty acid elongation, monounsaturated fatty acid; very long-chain fatty acid biosynthetic process; fatty acid elongation, polyunsaturated fatty acid. Gene Ontology annotation, cellular component: endoplasmic reticulum membrane. The record is from RefSeq and is a predicted model, not a curated record.
AUGAACCAAGUCGCUGAAGAAGCUGUUGAACAAGCAGCUGAACAAAUAUUUGAUCAAGUGAUCAGUAAUUCUACCAAUGUACUAGAUUUUCUACACUUAGACCAAUUACCUUCCUGGGUCUCUUACGAUAUCCCAACCAUACAACAUCCAUUUGGUUUAGAAUUAUGGCCUAUCUUCUCUAAGGCAUUUGAAUACUUCGCCGGCUACCCAGCCGAAGAUUUCCAAUUUAUUCAUAAUGAGACCUUCAUGGCCAAUGGUCAACAUGCCAUUGGUUUGAUUAUUGUUUACUACAUUGUCAUCUUUGGUGGUCAAGCUAUCCUAAAAAAAUUGAAUGCUUCCCCAAUGCAUUUUAAGAUUAUUUUCCAAUUGCAUAACUUGUUUUUAACUACUGCAUCCCUAGUUUUAUUGUUGCUAUUAGUUGAACAAUUAAUUCCAAUGGUUUACCAACAUGGUUUAUUGUAUUCUAUCUGUUCUCCUCAUGCUUUUGCUCCAAAAUUGAUCACUUUGUACUAUUUCAACUAUUUGACCAAAUACAUUGAAUUGCUUGACACUGUGUUCUUAAUCUUAAAGAGAAAGAAGUUAUUGUUCCUACAUACAUAUCACCAUGGUGCUACUGCUCUAUUGUGUUACACCCAAUUAAUGGGUCGUACAUCUGUUGAAUGGGUUCCAAUUACUUUGAAUUUGGCUGUCCACGUUGUCAUGUACUGGUACUAUUUCUUAAGUUCUUGCCAUAUUAGAGUCUGGUGGAAACAAUGGGUCACUAGAUUCCAAAUCAUCCAAUUUUUGAUUGAUUUAGUGUUUGUCUAUUUUGCCACUUAUACUUUCUACGCUCAUAAGUACGCUGAUGGUAUCUUGCCAAACAAGGGUACUUGUUACGGUACACCAGAUGCUGCUGCAUAUGGUUAUUUGAUUCUAACCUCAUACUUGGUUCUAUUCAUCUCUUUCUACAUUAGUUCAUACAAGAAAUCAGGUAGAAAGAAUGAAAAGAAGAAUGAAUCCACUACUGGUAAAGACGUUACCUCUUCUGCCAAGACUACUGGUUCCAAGAGCAAAUCUACCAAGGCUACCUCUAGAAAGGCUUAA